AUGUUGGAACGCACCCAAAUGAUAACCCGAGAGGCCAUCGCCGAAGCGGAGGCCUCCGAGGACCUUGACGACGACGACAUCUUCUCCGGCAAGCCCUCCGACUGGGAGUACGACGCAUCCACCGAAGAGGUAAGGCACGACAGCGAGGAGGCGGAGGCCGGCCGGGAGGGACUCCAGGACGAAGGCCACGAGGGGGAGGAGAACCCCCCCACCCCGAUCCUCGACGCCUACGAAAAGUCCAGGGACCCCGCGGAGAUGGAGCGGCUGAUCGCCCUGGCGUUCGACUCUCUCCCCGAGCGCGCCGGGCCGCAGAGUAAUGCAGCCGUGAGGGCAGAAUUGGGGAUCCAAUCCCUACGGUCGGGAAGAGACGCGAGGAAGCUGACCUGGCAGUAUCGCAUGUGCGGGAUGGGAGAGGAGAGGUUGCCGAGAAUUGUAUGGGAGGCGAAGUGGGCAAACAAAAAGAGGGGUAGACAACCCACGGAAUGGGUCAAGGUUGUAGAGGACGUAUGGAAGGGGUUCGACAUCGGCGAAGAUGAAACGCUGGAAACGGAGGGUCCACAGGGGUUCAAGGAGAAGAUAUCUGUUGCUUGUGCCGAGAGAGAAGAACAGAAUCUGAGGAAAGAAUGCAAGGAUAAGGAGGGUCUAGAAGUGUACGGAAUGUUGAAGGAAGGAAUAGGGUUCAAGGACUACCUACAUGGACCAAUGGAUGCAGGAACAAAGCUUAAGGUCAAAUUCAGGACCGGGGACAUAGGCCUUCGAGAACGUCGACGAAGACAUAGGACGGUAGACGAGGAAGACGACGAGUUCAAAUGUGAUUGCGGCUUCGAAUGCGAAGACCGUGUUCAUGUAGUCGCGGAAUGUCCGUUGUACAAGAAGGAGAGGGAAGUGUACGUGACUGAGCUGGGAAAAAUAGAUGGAACGUACAGGGAGAUGUUUGAGGCAUGGAAUAGAGAGGAAAGGACGGUAGCUGUACUGGGGCAUAGGAGGUGGGUUGAAAAGGCGGGAAGGGAUAUCGUUAGGAUAGACAGACUAGGGAAGACAUUUUUGAGCCACCUUUGGCAAAGUAGAAAGGAACGAUUGGCCAUCGGUGAUCGGUCCUGUGGUAACAAUGCUCCGUCCUCUCGAGGACGCGUGAACAUCAAGUACAAGGAGAAGGCGCAGCGGACGGCGGCCCACGAGCGCAAGCUGCAGAAGAGAAGGGACCGAAAAGCGCGAGACUUGGCUCUGUUCGCCACCUGGAGAGACAAGGGCCCCGCCGAGGAGAGUGCAGACGCGGUUGGACGCUCGUAGAAGUGCCGUCUUGGACGCUCGUAGAAGUGCCGUCUUGUGCCUCGUGGGGGUGGGUGGGGGUUAUUCUCAAUAGCCGUGCAUGCCGUAGUCGUUUAGACCAUUGACCUCGCAUCCUUAGAAUAAUCCCGGGACGGAGCACGCCGGGUUCUCAACAGACCAGGCUCUCACAUCACCACGGCGAAGCGCCGCAUGGGAGGCGGGAUGUAUUUUGUAGCGUGGUAGACGAAAGCGCGUAGUACUUUUGAGUGCUUUAGCUGUGUGCUCGCCACACUGUUCGUGUGUCUGUGCGUAGGUAGUGCUUAGACCGUUGGAUGUCGUGUGCCAGGUAUCGCAGCAGCACUGCCAACCCUGCACGGGUAGCGAGUAGUAAGAGCGUGCCGGACCCCCCGCAAGCGCAAAACAAGAAUCGCAUCUACCCCGUACCAAAAUACUUGGUUGUCGUGGUUGUCAUCUUGUUUGUUGAUUCGGAUAGUCUUUUGUUUGAAAUUAAAGCGCUGCGCCGCGUCCGCUACCUGGUUCGUGGAAGCCGCGGCAGCAAGCCACGCCACUGUGCCGUCAAGCGGCCGGCUGGUUUAUCGCAGAUUCUGCCAUACCAUACCAUCCAUGGUACAGCGGUACGCGCUUCUGGGUCGUGUCAAAGAGUCCCGAACAAGCGCGGAAGAGGAGUUGUGGCGUCGUGCGUGUUUCUCGAUCACCUCGCUCAGAAGGGUACGGGGGUGCGCGAUGAGAUUUUUCUUUUUUUCUAAUCGAGAAGUGAUUAUCCCGCGGCGGAAAGUGUGACUGGGUGCCUGCUUCCCUUCGUGUUUGUUUUGGGGGCAUUCUUCCUUGGGUCUCACUGCACGUUUGAAGCGAGUGGCGUACCGUGUUU
Molecule: messenger RNA, 2158 nt
Organism: Ectocarpus sp. CCAP 1310/34
Lineage: Eukaryota; Phaeophyceae; Ectocarpales; Ectocarpaceae
Source: the annotation of a GenBank genome assembly